CAAGGGCAAUCUUAGAAAAACUGAUCACGUCGAUUUCAUCAAUGCGUCUCGGCAUUAUUUAAGAAUGCUCGAGACAAUCAUACGUUUAUAUGCAGACUCGCUCCUGUAGCAGCUUUAGAAGAAACACUAUAUUAAUACGCCUCAGAUACAUUGGGGAUAGCAAUAGUUUUGUUUAAUGUUAUCCAACAUUUGAAUAUAUUCCCAUGGGUUGUUCCUGUGAGAAACUCCAAUUAAGGACUCCAUGUAUAAUAGGGAAUAAAGCGGAUACCAAGUUUGCUGGGACAUUAACGGAGGCGCAGAUUGCGAUUAUAAAACAAAAUUGGCAUGCGUUAGAAGUUCAUAUAGCCAAUGUAGGAGUUAUUACAUAUGUCAGUAUGUUUGAGAGUAAGCCGGAACUGAUAGAAGUCUUUGAGAAAUUUAAAGGACGAGAUAUCGGCGACCUUCAAAGUAACGGACUGCUCAGGCAGCAUGCCUUAAAGGUGAUGGCGACGAUUGACAAGUGCAUCUCCCGCAUUGACGAGCCCAAGAAUCUCGCGACGUUGCUAAUCGAGACUGGUGUCAUGCACAACACAUACAAAGUUCCCCCGGAGUUUAUACAGAUUAUCUUCCCACAUUUCCUGAACGCCAUCAAGCCGUACAUAGAAGACUACUGGUCAGAAGACAUUGCUAACUCCUGGACGACUUUGUUUAGGAUCAUGACGUACUACAUGGAGAUUGGGAUGAACAAGGGUGUACUAGACGUGACCUUAACCAGCAGUCAUGCUGAACGAGAAAGCUAGUCUCUUAUGACACAGGAACUACACAAAACUAGGGCGAAUACUAAACUUAAAUACGAGCCGUUCCACGAGACAUCACGUAGAAACAAAAAUUAUUUGUUGUGUUAUUGUACUUUUAUUAAUUAAUUAAAUUAUGGAUAAGACUACAUUGUUUGCAAUCUUGUUAAAGUUAUAGUACAGUUGCAUAGGACAACAUUCGUAUAUAGUGGCUUGACGAUUAUUUGUCGUCAUCAUCUUGUAGUUUAUACACGUUUUUUUGUGGAACGACGCAUAUCUUUUCAAAAGUAUUGCACGCAUUUGUGCAUAUUUUAUGACAUCGACAUAUAAUUAAUAUAUUUUCAAGUAUGUUAUUUCGUGUUCAUUACCCAGCAAAGUAUCUUUAAUCUACACUGACAAACAUAUUAUUUUCCUAAUAAAUAUGUGAACAAAUAAAGGUA
Molecule: messenger RNA, 1213 nt
Organism: Dreissena polymorpha
Lineage: Eukaryota; Metazoa; Mollusca; Bivalvia; Myida; Dreissenidae
Exons: 4
Coding region: 204-779 (191 amino acids)
Molecular function (GO): oxygen binding; heme binding
Source: RefSeq, a predicted model, not a curated record